CAACAGUCGGCAGUAAUCAGUUUACAUUCUGCGGCAGUAUCACUAGAUAUUUUAUCGGUGUUACUAAUAAAAUUACAAUACGUCUUAUAACUCAUAUUUUACGCCGAUAUUUUUAUGUGCAGAAACGUAUAAGAUAAAAAAGAGAUAUAAUUGACAAAAUAUAAAUUAUAAAACCCAAUUUGUGGUCGAUGAUGUAAGCAAAAUUAUUAAGGAAGCAAUUGAAGUAUCCAUUGGUGGAAAUGCUUAUCAACAUAACAAAGUUAAUCAAUGGACAUCAAACGUUGUCGAAGGAUGCUUGGGAAAUCUUACAAAACUUCAAAAACCUUAUAAAUAUAUAGUGACUUGUACUAUAAUGCAAAAGAAUGGAGCAGGAUUGCAUACUGCAAGCUCAUGCUAUUGGGAUAAUGCCACUGAUGGUAGUUGUACAGUUCGUUGGGAGAACAAGACAAUGUAUUGUAUUGUUUCUGUAUUUGGUCUAGCAAUUUAAUUGGUCUUAAUUAAAUUUAUCAAGCUUCAUAUACAUACACUAAAAUCUCAAGCAAAAAUAAAAUUUCGUUUAACAAAUUGCAAAAAUUAUAAUAAUUAUGGUGCAGGAAAUAUAAAAUCUAUUUUACACAAUAGCUUUUUUCUUUUAGCAAUAUCAUGUAUUUUUUAUAUUACAAAUACAUUGCAUUUUAGAUACUAAUUAUUGUAUUUAUUAACUGAAAUAUUUUUUUGUAUGUAUAUAUAUAUAUAUA
Molecule: messenger RNA, 737 nt
Organism: Heterotrigona itama
Lineage: Eukaryota; Metazoa; Arthropoda; Insecta; Hymenoptera; Apidae
Source: the annotation of a GenBank genome assembly